ACAAAUGAAUUCCUCUUGCUUUCAUUUCCUCAAUCUUGUUCUAAGGCUUUUUCUUUCUCUCUCUAAGUUCUCAAUCCUUCUUCUUUUGUAGAGCCUAAAUUAGAGAGAGAAAGCCUAGGUAAGGAAAAAAUGUCUAGCAAUGGAAAAAUAGAGGAAAAUAAGGUACCCUUAUUAGAUUAUGUAUCUUCUAAUAUCCACAAGAGUUAUAUAUUAGAACAAAACCAAAAUGAAGAAAGUUUUUCAAAAAGAUUUUGGAUUGAAUCAAAGAUGCUAUGGCAUAUAGUUGGCCCUGCUAUUUUUAGUAGAAUAGUUUCUUACUCCAUGUUUGUCAUAACUCAAGCUUUUGCUGGUCAUCUUGGUGAUCUUGAACUUGCUGCUAUGUCCAUUGCUAGUAAUGUUGUUCUUGGCUUCGAUUUCGGCCUCAUGCUAGGAAUGGCGAGUGCAUUGGAAACAUUAUGUGGACAAGCAUUUGGUGCUAAGAAAUAUUACAUGUUAGGAGUCUAUUUGCAACGUUCUUGGAUAGUACUCUUCUUAUGUUGUAUUAUAAUGUUGCCUUUAUUUCUCUUCGCAACGCCAGUCUUGAAAUUUCUUGGGCAACCAGAGGAUGUCGCAGAGUUAUCUGGAGUUGUAGUUUUGGCCUUUAUUCCACUGCACUUUUGCUUUGCAUUUCAAUUUCCACUACAGAGGUUUUUACAGAGCCAAUUGAAGAAUAAUGUGAUAGCUUGGGCAAAUUUUGUGGCAUUCAUUUUUCAUGUGUUGAUAAGUUGGUUGAUUGUGUACAAGUUUCAUUUGGGUAUUAUUGGGACAACACUUACUUUGAAUAUCUCUUGGUGGUUGGUUAUGUUGAUGUUGUUUGGUUAUGCUACUUGUGGUGGUUGUCCUCUUUCUUGGACUGGUUUUAGUAUGGAAGCUUUCUCUGGUCUUUGGGAUUUUUUCAAGCUCUCUGUCUCUUCUGGAAUCAUGCUCUGCUUGGAGAACUGGUAUUAUAGAGUGCUAAUUGUGAUGACUGGUAAUUUGGAAAAUGCUAAAAUUGCUGUGGACGCAUUAUCCAUUUGCAUGAAUAUCAAUGGCUGGGAACUAAUGAUUCCUCUUGGUUUCUUUGCUGGAACUGGAGUAAGGGUAGCAAAUGAGUUGGGAGCUGGAAAUGGAAAAGGAGCCAAGUUUGCAACAGCAGUAGCAGUUACACAAUCAAUAGUGAUUGGUUUAUUUUUUUGGAUUUUGAUCAUAUUUUUCCACAAUGAACUUGCUCUUAUUUUCUCAACAAGCCAACCCGUCCUUGAAGCUGUUCAUAAACUCUCUAUUCUCUUGGCCUUCACUGUUCUCCUCAACAGCGUUCAACCCAUUCUCUCGGGGGUUGCUGUUGGAUCUGGAUGGCAAGCAUAUGUUGCAUAUAUAAAUUUGGGUUGCUAUUAUGUACUUGGAGUCCCUCUUGGCUUCAUAAUGGGAUGGGGUUUCCACUAUGGUGUUAUGGGCAUCUGGGCUGGAAUGAUCUUUGGUGGAACUGCAAUUCAGACUUUGAUUUUGGCUAUAAUCACAAUAAGAUGUGAUUGGAAUAAAGAGGCAGAGAAGGCCUCUACGCAUGUAAAGAAAUGGGAAGACGUUGGUCACUUAACCUCGUAGAAAUAAAUAGCCAGGAAUUUCGCUAAGCAUAUUGAAGAAUGAUGACGAAAAAGAUAUAAAGAGAGGAUAUUUCUCUCCAAGUUUUGUGCACUGAUUUUUCAGGCUAAGCUAGUUGUAAUUUUCUUUCUACAUAGAAAUGAAGCAAAAUAUGUUCCUACCAAAAAAUAAAAUAAAAAGAAGCAAAAAAUGUAUAAAUUUUAAAGGAAGUUGAUUGGUGAAUGAUGAUAUGUAUUUUGUUAUCUUGAAAAUGAAUCGUUAAACGUAACCAUAGAAAUUCUCAGC
Messenger RNA from Nicotiana attenuata, 1902 nucleotides. RefSeq names its product protein DETOXIFICATION 27-like. Gene Ontology annotation, molecular function: antiporter activity; xenobiotic transmembrane transporter activity. The record is from RefSeq and is a predicted model, not a curated record. Gene Ontology annotation, biological process: xenobiotic detoxification by transmembrane export across the plasma membrane. The coding region runs from base 130 to 1620 and encodes 496 amino acids. Gene Ontology annotation, cellular component: membrane. Lineage: Eukaryota; Viridiplantae; Streptophyta; Magnoliopsida; Solanales; Solanaceae. The transcript is spliced from 8 exons.